CGCACACACACAGAGCCCACAGUGUCUUUUUGGAUGUUAUUAUCCUCACAACGAAACUGGAUGCUGUAUUGGUUGUGUGCGCCUUGCAUGGAUGAGCAACAAUUUUGCGAGGAGACUAUUUUUAAUGCGGUGUUUUCCUUCUCUGUCUCUCUCUUUCUGUCUUUCUCUCUGCAUGGAUCCGGACUUUGAAUCGCUGUCUUGCUCGGUAAUGUUAAGACUUGGGAAGCAGAGCUGAAUCGGAGAGGAGAGGCGGGGAGAGCAGCGGCGUGUCUUGUGUUGGAGACUAAACGCUGCCGCAGCACACACACACUGACUGGAUGACACAGAAUUGGGAAUAUGACUUACAAGUUUGCAGAGCUCAUGAGACGGAUCGGGAUCUUUCUGCAGACGGUGAGCUCUCUCGCAGCCAAUGCCAACAUGGGUGUUGACUGAUUGGGAGAGAGUAUCCCUGCACUGUUUGAUAUGAUAAUGCACUUGUGAGGAUUUUUAUCGCUCUCAGUCAUUCCUGGACCAUGCAGAUUCUGCCGCCGAGGACGUUAUUUGUGUUACUAGCCCAUGCACACGUGUUAUCAUCUCUGAGAAAUAAUGAAGACAUACGAACUAGAGAAAAUAACAGCAGCACAUACUAUACCCGGACCUUCCAUGGGGCUGCCCGGGAGAGUGUCCAAGCCAAAGCCCGGGACCAUGCGCUCUCGGCGGGCUACGCCACAGGUGCGACCUUUAACUCCACUUAUCCUUGGAAAAGGGUAAUUGCAGGAGAGACGUGGCGAAUCGGACACGGCAAACACGACAUAAAUAGGACUGUAACACCCAUGGAGAAUCCCAACGCUGCCCCACAUUGGGACCCGUCGCGUCACCAUAAUAAGAGGAGAAAGUUGAAUGGCGGACUUAGUAGUACGGGGACGCCAGCAGGUGGACACUACAAUGCGUAUAAACCCUCUUCAAUGAGCCGGGGAGGAGGAGGGGGAUACGGGGAGAGCGACAGGCACAAGAGGGGCACAAAAGACGAGCAAAAGAAAGGCUGGAAGAGGGGGAGAAACCGGCUGAACAAAAGCUCAGUGGUUUUGGCUCAGCCUCAUGCGUCGCCGUGGGAACCCAUUCCGAAGCCGGUGGCCCUCACCUCCACCGACCUGCCCUUUGACCUCUUCACCAGGAGGCCCGAGCACUUCACUUUCAGAGAGGAGAACCCAUGGGACGCCACGCCGAUGACCCCUCCCAACUCGCAGGAUUUCGGGGACGAGAUCAGGAAUCCCUUUUAUCCGGUGACGAGCGAGACUUACGGCGCUUACGCGAUCACGUGCGUCUCCGGGGUCAUUUUCCUGGUGGGCAUUGCGGGCAACAUCGCCAUCCUGUGCAUCGUGUGCCAGAACUACUACAUGAAGAGCAUCUCCAACUCUCUGCUGGCUAACUUGGCCGUCUGGGAUUUUGUGCUCAUCUUCUUCUGCCUGCCUAUGGUGGUUUUCCAUGAGCUGACCAAGUCCUGGCUGCUGGGGGAGUUCACCUGCAAAGUGGUGCCCUAUGUGGAGGUGGCUUCUCUGGGUGUGACCACCUUCACCCUUUGCGCUCUGUGCAUUGACCGCUUCCGUGCCGCCACCAAUGUCCAGAUGUACUAUGAGAUGAUCGAGAACUGCACCUCCACCACGGCCAAGCUGGCAGUCAUCUGGAUCGGCGCUCUCCUCCUGGCCCUCCCGGAGCUCCUCAUUCGACAGCUGGUCGCAGAAGACACAGGAAUCCCGGAUGAGCCUCCCGUGGAACGCUGCAUUGUCAGGAUAUCGACCUCACUUCCUGACAUGCUCUACGUCUUGGGGCUGACCUAUGAGGGCGCCCGGCUGUGGUGGUGUUUCGGCUGCUACUUCUGCCUCCCCACCCUCUUCACCAUCGGGUGCUCACUGGUGACGGCACGCAAGAUCCGUCGCGCCGAGCAGGCCAGCGUGCGCAGCAACAAGAAGCAGAUCAGGCUGGAGAGCCAGAUGAACUGCACAGUGGUGGCGCUGGCCAUCGUGUACGGCGCGUGCGUGGUGCCAGAGAACAUCUGCAACAUCGUCUCAGCAUACAUGGCGGCCGGGGUCCCCGAGCACACCAUGUCUGUCCUCCAUCUUCUCUCUCAGCUGCUGCUCUUCUGCCGGGCCGCGGUGACGCCUGCUCUGCUGCUUCUCCUGUGUCGCCCACUUGGCAGGGCUUUCCUGGACUGCUGCUGUUGCUGCUGCUGCUGUAACCAUGCACCCUCCUCGGCCACAGCCAGUGAUGAUAACGAACACGAGUGCACCACCGAGUUGGAGCUGUCACCAUUCAGCACUAUCCGCAGGGAGCUUAGUAACUACACCCCUGCUGGCUCCAACUGCUAAAGUGACAUUCCUCUUCGGGGAUGAUUUUUCUAGCCUGCUUUUAGCUUGUGGCUAGUGGUUCUCAGACUGAGCUAAUAGAGAUUGCUUCUCCCUAGUCAUAUUUUGAAAUGGAUGGAGUUGAGUAAUCACAUUGGGCUAGUGUUCCCAAGCCCUCACCUUCCAUCCCUUAUCUUAAUACUGUACAUUUGCAGUGACUGUAUAACUCUUGUGUGUUUUUUUUUUUUUUUUCCAGGCAAGCUAACAAAGAGCAGACUUUGGUUUUCAUUCAUGCCCUGGGGUGCUCUUAAAACAGGGUCAGUACUCAAGGAACAGAUCUUUACAGUAACUACACACUGGUCAUGUCCAACUGUCCAGCAAUCCUGUCUUAAACCUUUAAAAACCUAAAAAACCUCCCUGCUGAAGACCUUGUAUGCCUAAAUAUCUCCUUUGGUCAGUGGGGGAGUUCCCCUUCUCCUGUCUGAUUGAUGUCUGGUUCCUCACAUGGGGUUUAAAAUCAGGUUAAUUACUCUUAGGAUCACAAUAUUACUGUGUUUCCCACAGGCUUUUAUGUAGAGUUGGCACCAGAACAGACUGUACAGUACAUGCAUUACAACAGGUUCUGUAUUGUAUCUAAAACUGGCAAACCUAUGUGUGAAGGGCCUCUUUGAUGAUAUAUAUGUAUAGUAAACUAUACUGUAGAGACCAGAGGAGAAACUAUCAUUGCCAACUACCUUUCAAAUAUGUGACUGCUGAAGUGAUGGGGCCAGAGCUCACUGAUCAGAGAGACUAACCUUGUAUGAUAAAUGAAAUGCACGAUGCAACUGCAGGUUCACACUGCCUAUAGAAAUACAACACUCAGUUUACAAACUAUAUCCACUGUCCAGUACACGUACAUCUCUUAUAAUGAUGCGCACAUGCGUAGCCUUUGCGGCGAGGGAAUUCCGCUUUUGUCCAAUAAGAUAUGAGCGCAGAGUGUCUCCACAGUAACAAGACUUUGCCGGUAACAUAUAGAGAACACACACACCCCCCACUCCCCACCCUUCUUCUUUUGGGAAUACAAAUGUACACAGCAACAAUAUGCCGAAAGACAUCCGGCUAACUCAGUAGAGAUAUGACUGGGCUGGUCUCAGAAAAAAAAAGGAAAAAUGGACUUGAAUGGAGGGGACUGAAUGGAAUGGAGUGGGAUGGAAUGGAAUACAGGAAUAAAAUUGAAUGGAAUUAAUUGAAAGCAAUGGAAUAUAACACCGUGGAGUAUGAAUUGAACGGACUCAGUAUAGACUGGACUCUGGAAAAAAAAAAUAUUCUGCACUAUACUGUCGCAUCAUGUUACGCCUUACACUUUGGGCUGUAUAUAUACUGUACACUUUCUUCGGUGCUCUUAUGAUGAAUGUGCUGUAAACAACAAAUCCAUCGGUUCGACUUAGAAACACAAGCAGUUGAGCUGAGCCCCAUGUUUCUUGUCAAGACAAGCUCCACUUAUCAAUAACUGUGGGGGAAACACAGCCAGUCCUGAUGUGGGGGAGAAAAAAAAAAAAGCUUGAUUUUCACUGAGCUGCCACAGCGACAGUUGGAAGGGACAGCCUGACUCCUCUUUUGAGCGACCAUUGUUUAAGUAGUGUAUUAUCUUUCACCUAUACUGCCCUUCCUGGCUUCUUUGGACGUGCAUCUCUUUACUUUGAGUGAUGGUUGUUUGACAGAUCAGUCGCAAGUACGUCAGCCUGGAGCUCGAAACGCAUGGCAAAACUAUGAAUUCCACAGUCUCUCGUUCCUUUGCCUCUGUUUUCGUUUGCAGUUUGAUUACUUGAGUUUUUAAGUAGAACCCAUGAAAUGGUUUUUCACAGUGCAUCAAUUUGCAAGUGUAUUGUACUGUAAAUCUGUUUUCUUAAUCCUACUCAUCAGACUUGGGCCAAAACAAGGUUCAAACCACUGUAUGAUCGAUUGAAUAAAACGCAGGGAAUUCAAUUGUUGCUGAAAAUUGAGCAGCCCAGUUAUUUGGUAGCGGCUUCUAAGGCAAAUACUGUAGAUGCUAGAAGUAUAUGGAAAUGGGCAGAUGACACAAAUUCAACUUGGCUUUUUAGGUUUAGGAAUGGCGCAGUGCUUUUGAGACAACAAGGAUCGUCAAAAUCAUGCUGAAAAAAAAAAGCCUUUAAAUAUAAACUGGAGACUUGUGCUUAAAUCAGGGUAAGAUUUUUUUUCUUAAAUAAUUAAAUGUGGCGAACACAAUUGUAAUGACCCAGGUGUGAUGUUCAGUGGUAUACUGUAUAUUGCGAUGAAUCUUUUGCAUACAAUUCUGCACUGCCAAACACCUUUUAUCUGUCUGUCUCUUGUGCUCUUGUGGUUAGUAGCACACUAUCUCUGGGUGUCUCUCUCUCUCUCCCUCUGUCUCUCUCUCUCUCUCUCACUCACUCUCUCUCAGGAUGGGGGUCGAUCUGCUCUCAAUUCCAUCAAUUCAGACAGAGGGCUUUCAUCACAGUGCAUAAAUCAUCUAAAGUUUGAUUCCCAUACGCAUCCGCGGGACUGUGAGGCACUUUGGAUGAUUUUCCCUGCCAGAGCCACCCACACGCUGAGGGCAGCAGCCUUUUGGCUGUAGUGCGCUCCGCUUUAUGAGCUCUGCUUGCUCCAGGUGUCUGUGGCUUCAGGUUGGAGCGGCCUGCACUUCUUCAAGUUAAUAGAGGAAACUGACAGGAACAUAGCAGCUCUUCACCACAAUGCCCUGCAGCACCUUCACUGGCAUAAAAUGUUUGACAGCGCUUUUUAUUAGGAUAUUGGGUGUGGCGGGGCAAUGAAGACAGCUGUCCUGGGACCUUAGUCUAUAUACACUUGUUACUGCCAAGCCUUUCCUGUUAAAUCUUCCCGCAAACUUAAGAAUGAUUUUUUUGUAAUUACUUAUGAGCCAUGAGAAAAUCUUUAUUUACUACCUGGCUUUUGAUGGAACUGAAGCAAAUUGACCUCCUCACCCCGAGUAUCUUUCUCUGCAUAUUUCUGGGAGUAUUGCUCAUUCUAAAUGGCUCAGUGUGUAGUAACGUGGUUCAAAAUAUUGAUGAAGUGAUUCUUGUAAAUCAGUCAGUGAGACGUUUGUUCAAAACUUUGUGAGUAUCCUCUUCACUCUGAACAAAAUGUGUCUGUAUUUGAUACCUGAAAAUGUAAGCACACAACCACUAUUGUCUCUAAGUCUAGUCACUGGUUUCUAAAUAGCUUUUUAUAUAGCCAAAAAAAUGUCCUUUUGUUUAUCAAAGAACUUUAUCUUGAAAACUGUAUAUUAAAAUCCUACAUGUA
This is a messenger RNA of Myripristis murdjan (pinecone soldierfish), 5600 nucleotides long. RefSeq names its product G protein-coupled receptor 37b (gene gpr37b). Gene Ontology annotation, molecular function: G protein-coupled peptide receptor activity; prosaposin receptor activity. Bases 513 to 2345 code for a protein of 610 amino acids. The transcript has 3 exons. The record is from RefSeq and is a predicted model, not a curated record. NCBI's taxonomy places the organism in Eukaryota, Metazoa, Chordata, Actinopteri, Holocentriformes, Holocentridae. Gene Ontology annotation, cellular component: plasma membrane; signaling receptor complex. Gene Ontology annotation, biological process: adenylate cyclase-inhibiting G protein-coupled receptor signaling pathway; positive regulation of MAPK cascade.